Molecule: messenger RNA, 1146 nt
Organism: Glarea lozoyensis ATCC 20868
Lineage: Eukaryota; Fungi; Ascomycota; Leotiomycetes; Helotiales; Helotiaceae
Product: Ubiquitin-like protein
Exons: 1
Coding region: 1-1146 (381 amino acids)
Source: RefSeq, a predicted model, not a curated record
AUGGCAGACCCAGUCUCGUCGAGGCCGGUAGGAAACGGCGAGCAGCCGACACACACGACAUCCGAUGCUUUAAGAACAUCGUCAACCUCACGAUCGAUAAAUCCAGAGAGCAAUUUGGAAAUGAGCGACCUGGACGCAUCGGGCGUCUCGAAGAAUCCCACGACCGGCGCAGGUCCGCAGAGUGGUCUUUUGAACGACGUUGCCAUCCCUCACUCCUCCCCCAUCGAUUCCACUUUUCCUACGACGACGGCCUCAACCUCGAUACAGCCGGAGACAGCAUCUGCUGUGAAAGACACAAGAGUUGAAAAUAUACCGCCGUCAAGUAGCGUUGGUGCAACAUCUGCUACCACUAAGGCAACACCCGCAGACCUAUCGUCAUCAACUAACGGCGAGAACACAUCAUCAGCCGCAGCUUCAAAUCCUCCCACAAUGUCUCGACUCGAUUCUGUAGCCAUCGGUCCUUCUGUAGAAACCAUGCCCACCGUUCCCACGGCCACUGAGGCUGGCCCAGUGUUGGUCAUAACAUUACUGCUCACUUCUGGGGCUCGCCAUCCAUACAAAAUCGACGAAAAGUAUCUGACGAAACGAAACGUCAAUGUUCCGGGAGUUACGGAGAAUGGAAAGAAGGACCCGUUUAGCAUCAGCGUGUACACGCUGAAGGAAUUAAUAUUGCGCGAAUGGAGGGAAGAAUGGGAAGCACAACCAAGCAGUCCCAGUAGCAUACGGUUGAUUUAUUUUGGGAGAUUACUGGACGAUAAGACUGCAUUGAAAGGUAUGUUGUAUUCUUUAAAUUCAAGACUCCGAGCCUAUGUUCCGGUGGCCAUUGAAUAUCUCUCUGACCAAGAGGACGAGACCUGGGAUUUCAUUGAGCUGGCAUGUUUCCUUGGACUGGAAACGUCUACAGCAGACUUGUGGGCUGUUGGGAGGCCAUCGUUCUUGAUUUCUCGUUUGAAUGGCUUUUUUCAAAUUAUACUAACACUGCCGUCAACAGAAUGCAGACUGAACGCCGACUCCGCCAACGUUGUACAUAUGACCGUCCGGCCGCAAGACAUCGUCGACGAAGAAGACGCCUCGAAAGGCAAAGGCAUGGGUCGAGAUAGAGGGGAUGGCGAAAGCAAUGCCGGCUGUCGUUGCGUCGUUCAAUAA